AUGGCCCCAAAACAGCGCUCCCAAACUCCUCGACAAUCUGGCGUCGCCAACUCCUCCGAGUCAAUCCUUCCCCAACAGCAGGCCACGACUACACUCUUUUCCGACCAACCAGCCAAAGAUCGCCGUCGCCGACAGAGAGAAAGUCCGCGACCCAUAUCUUUUACUCAGUCGCCUUCUCAAGACACGAUUGCCUUGAGCCGAUCACCUAUAGUGUCCGACUCGCCUGCCUCACCGGUCGAAGGCGCUGCUCACGGUUUCUCUUCUCGUCGUGAAAGCUCUUCCACCAUGAGGACAUCAUCCAUUUCUCUCGACAUGGUGCCCACUUGUACACCAACAGGCCGCAUUAGCAAGGCAAAGAAAGGCAAACGUGUCCAUGCUUGCGAGUUUCCCGGGUGUGGAAAGGUCUUUACGCGGGCAGAGCACAGAAGGAGACAUGAACUCAAUCACAAUCCUGAAGCACUCUUCCCCUGCACUCGUCCUGGAUGUCGAAAGGCAUUCCAUCGUAUGGAUCUUCUUCAACGUCAUCAGGAAAGACAUGAUCUGGAGAGCGCAGCUGAUGCUUCCUCCUCUGCACACAUGGGCCAGAUGGCACAGGUCUCAGUCACUUCAGAACCUUCUUCUGUGAUGCCUGCUCCUGUCAUGACCAGCCCUCAAGCCGAUCGAAGUGCUCCAAGAUCUUCUUCUGGAGGUCUCUCCAUCGGUUCUCUCGUUCAUGCGAGUUGA
Messenger RNA from Cladophialophora bantiana CBS 173.52, 723 nucleotides. RefSeq lists its product as uncharacterized. The record is from RefSeq and is a predicted model, not a curated record. The transcript has 4 exons. Lineage: Eukaryota; Fungi; Ascomycota; Eurotiomycetes; Chaetothyriales; Herpotrichiellaceae. Bases 1 to 723 code for a protein of 240 amino acids. Gene Ontology annotation, molecular function: RNA polymerase II cis-regulatory region sequence-specific DNA binding; DNA-binding transcription factor activity, RNA polymerase II-specific. Gene Ontology annotation, cellular component: chromatin. Gene Ontology annotation, biological process: regulation of transcription by RNA polymerase II.